This is a messenger RNA of Sinocyclocheilus grahami, 495 nucleotides long. RefSeq names its product talin-1-like. The record is from RefSeq and is a predicted model, not a curated record. Gene Ontology annotation, molecular function: integrin binding. The transcript is spliced from 3 exons. Lineage: Eukaryota; Metazoa; Chordata; Actinopteri; Cypriniformes; Cyprinidae. The annotation marks the transcript as partial. Gene Ontology annotation, biological process: cell-cell adhesion; actin cytoskeleton organization. Gene Ontology annotation, cellular component: plasma membrane; focal adhesion; cytoplasm.
GAUGAUGUGUUUGUGGUCGUAUCUCAGGUGGUUCUGAUCAAUGCGGUGAAGGACGUGGCUAAAGCUCUGGGUGACCUGAUCAGCGCCACGAAGGCUGCGGCCGGCAAACCUCACAAUGAUCCCGCCAUGUUACAGCUCAAGAACUCUGCUAAGGUGAUGGUGACGAAUGUGACGUCUCUACUGAAGACGGUGAAGGCCGUGGAGGACGAGGCCACUAAAGGCACACGAGCACUAGAGGCCACCAUAGAGCACAUCAAACAAGAGCUGGCUGUGUUCAGCAGUCCAGAUCCUCCUCCAAAGACCGCCACUCCAGAGGAGUUCAUCCGCAUGACCAAAGGCAUCACGCUGGCCACGGCGAAAGCAGUGGCUGCUGGGAACUCCUGCCGUCAGGAGGAUGUGAUCGCCACUGCUAACCUGAGCAGACGAGCCAUCGCUGACAUGCUGCACUCCUGCAAGGUCAGACCACUCUCAUACAUGGUAACAUGUGACCCUGGA